This is a messenger RNA of Mugil cephalus (flathead mullet), 819 nucleotides long. It is a transcript of the gene acp1, whose product is annotated as acid phosphatase 1. Gene Ontology annotation, molecular function: acid phosphatase activity; non-membrane spanning protein tyrosine phosphatase activity. Gene Ontology annotation, biological process: protein dephosphorylation. Bases 17 to 562 code for a protein of 181 amino acids. NCBI's taxonomy places the organism in Eukaryota, Metazoa, Chordata, Actinopteri, Mugiliformes, Mugilidae. The transcript has 6 exons. The record is from RefSeq and is a predicted model, not a curated record. Gene Ontology annotation, cellular component: cytoplasm.
AGAAACAGGCUAUACUAUGGACGAGUUUUGUCCAGGCAGAAGUUGGACGCCACCCGCUACGUCAGGCAGGACCCCUCAUAACAACAUGGCGGGCACUAGUUCCAAGUCGGUUUUGUUCGUGUGCUUGGGCAAUAUUUGCAGAUCCCCCAUUGCUGAAGCCGUCUUCAGGAAGAUGGCAACAGAUGCUGGGGCUGUUGAUAAGUGGGUCAUAGACAGUGGCGCCACAUCCGACUGGAAUACAGGCAGCUUACCGGACGCCCGCGGUCUGGCCUGCCUCAAGAAGCACGGCGUUGAGACGAGCCACAGGGCCCGACAGGUGACCAAGGAUGAUUUCAUGAGCUUUGAGUACAUUCUGUGCAUGGACGAGAGCAAUUUGAGCGACUUGAAAAAGAAGGCGAACUCGGUGAAAAACUACAGAGCGAAGAUUGAGCUCCUCGGUUCAUAUGACCCUCAGAAGCAGCUGAUCAUCAAAGACCCGUAUUAUGGCAGUGACGAAGACUUUGAGAAGGUGUAUGAACAGUGUGUACGAUGCUGCAAAGCUUUCCUGGAGGCGAACUCCUAACAACAUCCCGCCCUAAAACAGCCUUCCCAAGUCUGAUGAAUGAACAUGUAUUGUCAACCAAAUAUGUUUUGGCUGUGUCACACUAGCACUUAUCAGUAAAAUCCUGUUAUGAAUGAUAACUGAAAGAGUACAAGAUCCCUCGGUUUCAGCGUUGUGAAUGUUAUUCGAACCCAUACUGUGUGUACAUUCAGAACGGUUCUGCAUGGACUUGUUUGUAGACUGUAAAUUCAGAUGAUUAAUAAAAUAAAUUAUCUUAA